AUGCAUCGACUUUUUGCUGAGCUGGAGCCAUCUGUAACCGUCACCGAGCAAAACCUGGCAGACCGAGUUCGGUAUAUCUUGCGCUCAAAUACAUUUGAUGUCACCGAACUCGAACGGCUACGACGUGAGGCUGUUCCUUCAUCGGGUGAAAAUGCUGCGGCUGAGGAUGCGGCGCCACAACUUGCUGAGCAAACGGCAAAUGUGGAUGCCGCCGUGAAUACGCCAGUUGUGGUUGAUUCAAACGAUGAUGGAACAGUCGCCCAGGAACUGAAACUAGAGCAAAUGAGGAGUACAUUGGAAGAGGCGAUUGUGGAAACGCGCAGUACGACUCUCGAAAAUCGACCGCGACUUCCCCGCUUAGCCCUAAGCAAGCGGAAUCGGGCUGUCGUGAGGGCUCUGAACCCAAUGCUGGUUACCUAUUUGGAAGCCAGCCGGGACCUUUGCGAGACGGACUCAAUUCUUUUUGGCGCCGCACUGGCAGUCUGCCGUAUUAUAGGUGCCAAACUUUCCACGGCUGGACGCGCUACUGGACAAAGUAGUGCUAUCCCAGCAUGGAGAAUAAGAAUUGAGGAACGUAUCGCAAAGGCUAGGGCCCUCAUCGGCAGACUGAUAUGCUUCAGGUCAGGCAAUACCAGGCCAAGGAUUGUGCGCACCGUCAGGAUGGCGUUUGCUGGGACAAAUGUUAGUUUGUUCCAGCCGGAUAUAAUGCAAAAACUGACGGAGCGCAUAGACGACCUGAAGCAAAGAAUAGCUGCUUGGGGAAAGCGGAUUCGGCGAUAUACCGAGAGGUCGACACGGUUCAACCAGAAUCGUCUCUUCCAGAGUGAUCAGAAGAGGCUCUAUAAAUCAUUGGAGCGACCAAUAGUAAGUGGAACGGGCCAUGCACCAAACCAGGCCGACAUGGUCGUAUUCUGGCGCAGCCUGUGGUCAGAGCCCGUAAACCACAACGAGGGCCCUUGGACGGAAGUUGUGGCGAGUCAGUGUGCGAGUAUUACGCCCAUGGACCCCGUCAUCAUAACGCCGGAUGACGUAGCUGAGGCGGUCCGUAGGGCCCCGAACUGGAAAAGUCCGGGGCUUGACGGGCUGCAUCACUACUGGCUGAAGGGGUUCAUGGUGUGUCACUCUGUGCUCGCCCGACAGUUUCAAGAGGCUCUCAACCAGAAGUCGCUCCCAAGCCUCUUCACUACUGGGAUCACUCAUUUGGUUCCUAAAGAUCAGGGUGCCACAGACCCGAGCAAAUACCGCCCCAUCACGGCGAAAGGGGGAGAAAUUGGAGGUUUCGCGUAUCGGGCUAGGAUGCAUCGUCUUUUUACUGAGCUGGAGCCAUCUAUUACUGUCACCGAGCAAAACCUGGCAGACCGAGUUCGGUAUAUCUUACGCUCAAAUAUAUUUGAUGGCGCCGAACUCGAACGGCUACGACGUGAGGCUGUUCCCUCAUCAAAUGAAAACGCUACGACUGAGGGUGCGGUGCCACAAGUUGCAGAACAACCCGCACAUGUGGAUGCCGCCGUGAAUACUCCAGUGGUUGCUGAUUCAAAUGAUGAUGGAACAUUCACCCAGGAAUUAGAAAUAGAGCAAAUGAGGAGUACAUUGGAAGAGGCGAUUAUGGAAACGCGCAGUACGCCUCUCGAAAAUCGACCGCGACUUCCCCGCAUAGCCCUAAGCAAGCGGAAUCGGGCUGUCGUGAGGGCUCUGAACCCAAUGCUGGUGACCUAUUUGGAAGCCAGCCGGGACCUUUGCGAGACGGACUCAAUUCUCUUUUGCGCCGCACUGACAGUCUGCCGUAUUAUAGGCGCCAAACUUUCCACGGCUGGACGCACUACUGGACAAAGUACUGCUAUCCCAGCCUGGAGAACAAGAAUUGAAGAACGUAUCGCAAAGACGAACAAGAGUUGGUUCAAGUUCUUUGGUACAAAGAAAAAUAAGCAAUGA
Messenger RNA from Parnassius apollo (apollo), 1932 nucleotides. The record is from the annotation of a GenBank genome assembly. NCBI's taxonomy places the organism in Eukaryota, Metazoa, Arthropoda, Insecta, Lepidoptera, Papilionidae.